CACUUGACCGUGGUCAAGGCACUGACGUCGCGUUUCAUUCACAGUAUUCCACUACUAUCUGUUUUUCCAGAUUCUACUUUAGCUAGCUUUUUAACCAAUAAGUUAGCAGUUUGUUUACCUGCCAGUUCAUUAACGUUAUAGCUAUAGGUACUAGAGGAUUUGGAUAAAGCUACCCCAAAAAAGAAAUGGGAGCAUUUUUGGACAAGCCAAAGAUGGAGAAGUUCAAUGCCCACGGAGAAGGAAACGGCCUACGAUAUGGCCUGAGCAGCAUGCAGGGCUGGCGGGUAGAGAUGGAGGAUACACACACGGCUGUCAUUGGCCUGCCCCAUGGCCUCAACCCCUGGUCCUUUUUUGCCGUGUAUGAUGGCCAUGCUGGCUCUCAGGUGGCCCGCUACUGCUGCGAGCACUUGCUAGAGCACAUCACCAGCAACCCAGAUUUCAGGGGUGGGGGUGCAGGACCAGGAGGUGGAGAGGAGGGGGGCAGGGCAAUUCUGGACAGGCAUGGACCCGAGCCAUCAGUGGAGAGUGUGAAGAGUGGCAUUCGCACUGGCUUCCUGCAGAUUGAUGAGCAGAUGCGAGUUAUCUCGGAGCGUAAGCAUGGUGCGGACCGCAGCGGCUCUACUGCAGUGGGAGUCAUGAUCUCACCUCGCCACAUGUACUUCAUUAAUUGUGGCGACUCGCGGGCACUCCUCAGCAGGGGAGGCCGGGUCCAUUUCUUUACGCUGGAUCACAAGCCCAGCAAUCCAUUGGAAAAGGAGCGCAUCCAGAAUGCCGGUGGCUCUGUCAUGAUUCAACGUGUUAAUGGCUCGCUAGCUGUGUCUCGGGCCCUUGGUGACUUUGACUAUAAAUGUGUACAUGGCAAGGGCCCCACAGAGCAGCUUGUGUCGCCUGAGCCAGAGGUGUAUGAGAUUGAAAGAUCUGAGGCGGAGGACGAGUUUGUUGUUUUGGCGUGUGAUGGCAUCUGGGACGUGAUGGCCAAUGAGGAGCUAUGUGACUUUGUGCGUUUACGUCUAGAGGUGACAGAGGACUUGGAGAGAGUGUGCAAUGAGAUUGUUGACACAUGUUUAUACAAGGGAAGCCGGGACAACAUGAGUGUGGUGCUGGUGUGUUUCCCAGGUGCUCCCAAGAUCUCGCAAGAAGCUGUGAAGAGACAGGCAGAGCUGGAUAAGUACCUGCAGAGCAGGGUAGAAGGUGGAGCAUCUAAAAAGAAAUGAGUUAUGUUACACAUUUCAAAAGAGCGAGACACCGAUUGUUGUUGCGUAAACUUAUGGUAGUACUUAUUACUUACCAAAACAGAAACUAAAUAUAAAAGUACUCACAGAAGCCCAAUUUUAAGUGUGAAGGCACUUGAGUGUCUUUAUAGGCAACAUACUUUUUAAUAUGGUUUAUCCUGGACUUAAAUGUCCUCAAGGGAAAUUUAGCAAAUGUUAACUUUAGAAUGCUUAACAUAUAUACAUAUAUAAAAUCAUAUUCAUUGUCAAAAUGUAUUUUUUCUCACAGCUUUUCCAAUGAAGCAAGCUCAAUAUUGUAUCUUCUGGACCCGUUUUUUCAAAACAUUUCAUCUUGAUCAGAAUGAUACGGAUUCUGUAAUCCCUUAUUUUGCAUUCCAGGAUCAUAUAAAUCCAACAGAUUUUUUUGAUCAGUGUUUCUGAAAUAGGUAGGAAAGGACCAUUCUGAUCUACAUAUAAAAAUGUUAAGAAUCUAGAUGACCUGUGCUUUGAAUAUGUGUAAACCAUGCCAUCUACUGGGCAGGUUAUAUUACUACAUACAUGAACAAAGGUUCACUUUUUUAAAUAUUUUUUUUUAACCAAAUCUGUGUUUUGGAUGUACGUUAAUGUUAAAAAAGCACUGAGACACUAUAAAAUAAAUUCAUUUGGUUUUGAGAAACAUGUCCCACCAGCGAUUAUACUUCCUCAUGUUUGUUCAGCAGUUGUAGGGGCAUGAUAAAACAUGAACAAAGGCUCCAAAAACACCUAAAUACAUCCUUUUAAAAGUGACCCGUAUAGUGAUGCAGGUCUUUAGAUGUUAUACACAUGCAAUUGUGUCAUUCCGAAAUGUAUCCGCAACGUUAUAUUCCAUGUUGUGUGACUCGAGCUAUACUUUUCUGUGUGCGCAUGUGCGGGCUACACAGAGAAGUAUCGCUGGAGAAUGUAAUGUUGCGCAUAGUCACUUUACUGCUUUAAUAUUGCAGAUAUAUUGUGGUUUCUAGCAAUGUAAUUGUCUGCAUAAUUUCCAAUCCCCCAUAUAUAUUUUUUGUAAAUAUAUACAGUACCAGUCAAAAGUUUGGACACACCUACUCAUUCAAGGAUUUGUAUUUUUUUGUGCUAUUUUCUACAUUGUAGAAUAAUAGUGAAGACAUCAAAACUAUGAAAUAACACAUGGAAUCAUGUACGAACCAAAAAAGUGUUAAACUAUUCAAAAUAUAUUUUAUAUUCUUCGAAGUAGCCACCCUCUGCCUUGAUGACAGCUUUGCACACUCUUGGUAUUCUCUCAACCAACUUCAUAAGGUAGUCACCUGGAAUGCAUUUCAAUUAACAGGUGUGCCUUGUUCAUUUGUGGAAUUUCUUUCCUUCUUAAUUUCUAUUGAGCCAGUCAGUUGUGUUGUGACAAGGUAGGGGUGGUGUACAGAAGAUAGCCCUAUUUGGUAAAAUACCACAUUAUGGUAAGAACAGCUCAAAUAAGCAAAGAGAAAGGACUAUUGACUCUGACUUUUCAAACACCCAGCAGUGCUAUUUGCAGAGUUGGCUCCAAUUAAAUGUUGCAAUUUUUCUGCCAUUCCUGAACCUGCAACCAAAAACAAGCUCCAUGUGGGCAGUACCAAAAGAAGUAAUCUAAUGAUUAUGGAUGACUCUUCGCAGCAAAAUCUGCAGAGCUGCGAUUUGUGUAUCCCCCAUACAUAUAACAUUCUAUUGUUUGCAAAAUUGUUGUAUAAUAAUUUACAUUGAAAAACUAUGUUUUUAAUCUUGUGUCAUUUUGUGUAUCAGUUCAUAGACCACGUGCCAUAGAAUCGGUACAUAGAACAUCUCCUCCAAGCUAUUUUGAAACCUGUAUGGCGCAGCUGUCCAUGUUUUUUUUGUCCAUAAAUUAAACUGAUACACCCUUUUAUUUAUUAGAAUUUUCUUUAGCCAAUUUUGGUCUUUAAUGCAGGACUGACAGACAAGUUUUGUACCUUCUUCCCUUUCCAACUUGUCUCCUCCAUUUUUGGGGUAAUGCUGCAAUCAGUUGUUUGUAAUUUUGGAUAGGGCAGACAUUUACAUAUAUUGUUUGUUAACUGCAUGUGUGACAACUACACCAGUCCAAUUUAUUAUAUAAUUUACAAAGAUUAUAUAUAUAUUAUUUUUUUUCCACCCAAAUAUAUAUAUAUAUAUAUAUAUAUAUAUAUAUAUAUAUAUAUUUAAAUCAAUUAGUACAUUUUGAGUUUAACCAUAAUAUUUGUUCUAAUAUUUGGUGUGUCUUUUCUGGUGGAUUAAGCUGAAAUUUCAACCAGCUUUAUAUUGCUUGUUUUAAAAAUAGCAUUAUUUUGGAGAUUUCAUUUUCAAAUAACCGAAAGUGAGAGGUUGUAAUGUGAAUGAAGGGAAAAAGGCUGUUAUUGAACUCUGGGUGAACUAUUUCUUACUAAUCUACUAGAGAACCAGUUUGGAUAUAAAAAUAGUUUUUGUAUGACUGAAGCCUUUAGUGAGAGGUCCAAUGCUUUAAUAUUUAAUAAUUAUAAAUAGGCCUUUAAUUUUGUCUGGCUUGCCAUUCCAAGUAAAGUGGAAUACGUUUUGCUCAUAUCAUUUUAAAAACCAAGUCGUUAGGUGUGGGAGCCUUUGUUCAUGUUUUAUCAUGUCCCUGCAAUUGCUGAAUGAGCAUGAGGAAUUAUAUCGCUGGUGGCGUAAGUUUCUUAAUAACAAGUAAAUUGCAAAAAAAAGUGUCAGGGUACUUCUAUACAUGUCAUUUACAUCCAAAAUACAGAUUUGGUGAAAAAAACAAGUGAUCUUAUCCUUUAACAAUAAUAGAGCCUGCAUCACUGAACUUCUGUGACACCUAUACUGCGUUCAAUUGAACACAAUUAAAACAUUAAAUACAGACAGUAGGCUAAACUUUGGUUUUAAGAUGUAAGAAUGUUUUACAAACAUCCCCACCUUACUUACUGACCUCAUAAUAAAUGUAAUGCUGGAUGUCAUUAUGGAUGCAUGCAUUCACAUGUUUUUCCCCUCUAGCACAUAUUCAAAAGUCUCUGUACAGAUAUUUAAUUACACAGGGUAUUUACAAAUAAAUGCAAAAAGUAGCGUAUGUACGCAUUCUCAUGCGCCAAAGGCAUGUCUCAGCUAUUUUAAAAGCUGCACGGCUACUCGAUGGCAGGGAAAUUCUUGAAAUCAAAUAUUGUUCUGUAUGGUUUUCCCUGUGGCUAUCUAUUCUGAAGUCUUAAUUUUAGCCUACAUGCUGUCAUAUUAUCAUGUUAUAAAUCAUAGCAUGUCAUUUGAGGAAUGUCAAUUAAAAAUAAACUCCCAGAAGAAAAUGCUUACAAAAACAUAAUUUGGAGCUAGCUUUUUCUUACUAUGUAGUUUUGCCAUUUUUGACUAUCUUCGGGCCAAGUGCUGUUGAACUCAGGCAUACAUGUAUGUAGCUAUGAACUUUUUAACUCCCUCUUUUAAUGUCUGCCCUCUGAUGGCCAUACAUUUGCUCAAAUACUUUUAAUACAAUUGUGCUUUCAGUCUCCAGUAAUUCCAUUUAAAAGCAUGUGCCUUUAAUUCUAAAUUAAUUGUCCGAAUUUCAGUUUGGAUAAGUGUAGAGUAUACGGCGCCUUCGGAGAGUAUUCAGACCUUGAGUUUUUCCACAUUUUGUUACAUUACAGCCUUAUUCUAAAAUUGAUUUAAAAAAUCUACACACAAUACCCCAUAAUGACAAAGCGAAAACAGGUUUUUAGAAAUGUUUGCAAAUUCAUUAAAAAAACGAAACUCAUAUCUUAGUAUUCAGAACCUUUGCUCUGAGACUUGAAAUUGAGCUCAGGUGCAUCCUGUUUCCAUGAUCAUCCUUGGAGCCCAGGUGUGGUAAAUUCAAUUGAUUGGACAUGGUUUGGAAAGGCACACACCUGUCUAUAUAAGGUCCUACAUUUGACAGUGCAUGUCAGAGCAAAAACCAUGCCAUGAGGUUGAAGAAAUUGAGACCUGACAAUAGCUGUGCAGCACCGCUCCCUUUCCUACGUGACAGAAAUUGAGAUUAUCUGCAGAGAAGCAUGGGAGAAACUCCCCACAUACAGGUGUGCCAAGCUUGUUGCGUCAAUCCCAAGAAGACUCAAGGCUGUUAUCUCUGCCAAAGGUGCUUCAACAAAGUACUGAGUAAAGGGUCUGACUACUAAUGUGAAUGUGAUCAGUUUUUUAAUCUUUAAUGAAUUUGCUCAUCUGUUUUCGCUUUGUCAUUCUGGGGUAUUGUGUGGAGAUUGCUGAGGAUUUUGAUUUAUAUAAUCCAUUUUAUAAUAAGGAUGUAACGAAAUGUGGGAAAAGUCCAUGGGUCUGAGAACUUUCCAUAGGCACUCUAUAUUAGGCCAGAGAUUGCUUUAAGUGAUUUAAUAAAGAACAGCAAGCAUCAUAACAAAUAGUUGCAUUACUCUUUCAAUAGUGGGCCUUCACUUUCUUUGGUGAAGUUGGGCCUUGUUUUAAAAUGUCCUUAUUAAUGAUCUAAUAUUUUGAGCAAUAAUAAUUUGCAUUUUCACUGAAUAGCAAACACAAUUUAUUACUAAAAGGUAACACAACUUGAUGUGCCCUGUAUUUAUAUACUUUUUCACCUUAAGUUAAUUAAAUUUUUGCAAAUUUAGAACCCUUCCCUGAUGAAAGCAAGUUAUUAUUUCAGAUAAAAUACAAAAUAAAUCAAGUUCCCCUAGCGGUUUGAAUCGGCACCUCCUGGAGCAAAAAUACAAAUUCUUGCCUCUCAUACCACAUAUGCCAACCUUAGAACAAACAAAUAUUACAAUGUCUGAAAGGUUGAUCAGAGGUGUUUGGCUGUGUCUUGUCCUAUACUUCUUAUUAAGACAAUGAAUGCACUAGUGUGUCAUUCCUCUGCCUUAGUGUGGAGUAGGCUACCUUGUUCUGCAUGCAUAUGUUUGACUUAGUCAUCCAUUUUAUUUGCACAAGAAUGACAAGUUUGUCAAACACUUUUUUUUCUCUAGGUGAUAUUUCAAGAUGUUGGCAAUUAAGCCAUUUUUUUUACCCAGGGGCAACCCAUGGAUACCAUUUUUAUGUUUCUGCAUCAGAGUAUGUGAGCAGAGCGGUUGGAAAUCCCAAUCAUCGCUCACAAAGUAGUAUUUGCACACUGUGCCAGCACACAAUGUCAUUUCCCCGCUCCGUAAAACAAAAUCACUCAGCGCUCACAGAAAAAAAGAUGAUUUAGCAAACACCCCAUCUACUUUUGUAACUAUGUAACAUUUGGUUUUGAAGUAGGCUAUAUUGUAAGAAGCUUCAGCAUUUCAAUAACAUGUCGUAGGCUAUUUAACAAGGACCUACCUACCUGAUGAUAUGCGGCUGCUGUGUAAAAAAAUAAAUAAAAUAAAAAUACUUGCUUUUUCUCUAAUCUAUUGAUGAUCAGUUGUAACUGUGGCUCUGUUGUGCUCACAUUUUACAGUUGAUAGACAACUUUCUUUAACACUGUUCCAAACUUACUCUUAUUUUUUUUUAAUAAUAGCCUAUUUAAACAUCUAAAUAUCUCUGAUGCUGCUGAAUGUGCUCAUUCUUUAUCUUGCUAUCAAUUACUCAGGUAGUGUGUCCUAUUUCUUGGUUGAGUCAUAUCAACACCUCUGCUCAUUAGUGGUGGGGUAGGCUUAAUAAAUACAAUAGAAUAUGUAUUAUUAAAAGAACAGUUAUAAAGGAAAUAAAAAAUGCUGGGCAGAGCAUGCCCAGAGCUUGUUGAUGAGCGGUACCUGAGCAUUUUUUAAAUAUGCUUCGGCGAAAUUAUACACACACCGCUACUCACUCCAGUCACAUCCUCUGCUCUGCAUGCAGUUUGAAUGAAGUUGAAGGUAAUUUCUGGAGAUAUUGCAAAUUCCAGAAACUACCUUAAACUUCCUUCAAACUGCAUGCAGAGACAUACAAAUGGUAUCCAUGAGUUCAUCUGACUCUGGGUAAGUAGAAAAAGGUUUAAUUGCCAAAAUCUUGAAUUGUCCCUUUAAAAGAUUUGCAACUUUGUGUUUUUAAGAUAAAUUAAGCAAGCAUAAUGUGUCACAGAGACUGAUGCUAUAUUUCUACAUUGGUAUCUGUAUGUCUGCUGGUUUGCUUUGAAGUUAAAUCAGUGUUUCCCCUAUAUGCAUUCGUGGCCGCCACUGCAAAAAAAUAAAUACUAGAAUAUUUGUAUUUUUAUUUGAAAAUAAUUUUGGGAUGCUAGAACAUUUUCAGUGUUAACUUAAACGACCAAUGCGAGAUAUGAAGUAUGUAGAAAAUAUAAUGGAGCAAUAUACAGUAAUUGUACAGAACAUGCUCUUUCCACUGACGAGGCAAUUGAGACAUGGAUUGUGUGUGUGCCAUUCAGAGGGUAAAUAGGCAAGACAAAAUAUGUAAGUGCUUUUGAACAUGGUAUGGUAAUAGGUG
This is a messenger RNA of Oncorhynchus kisutch (coho salmon), 7559 nucleotides long. RefSeq names its product protein phosphatase, Mg2+/Mn2+ dependent, 1Ab (gene ppm1ab). Gene Ontology annotation, biological process: protein dephosphorylation. The record is from RefSeq and is a predicted model, not a curated record. NCBI's taxonomy places the organism in Eukaryota, Metazoa, Chordata, Actinopteri, Salmoniformes, Salmonidae. Gene Ontology annotation, molecular function: manganese ion binding; protein serine/threonine phosphatase activity; magnesium ion binding. The transcript has 3 exons. The coding region runs from base 186 to 1214 and encodes 342 amino acids.